GAUACCCCUGGUCUUGCAGUCUGAUCUGUGUGCGAUUGCGAGUUCUGUUCCAGGAAGUGUGCGGUCUCAUCACUGCUGUUCUAACUGUGUGGACAUUUUUAUGAACAUGCAUUGAGAAGAGAACAGGACCCACCGAUACAACACAGAUCUUGGGGACAAAGACCUUGUGACCAGAGUGUAACCCAGGCCUGUGGAGGUGAAAGGCUGGUGCGUCGGUCCUCUGUGCCCCCAAGACCCCAGAUUGACCUGUACAGUACUGGGCAGCCUGUCGAUCUGCAAGGACGACUGUCAUUCGCUCUCAGUGCUAUGUGUGUACAGAAAAGUUGGGCCUGUGCUCUCCAGCUAGACCCCAGCCCUGGAGUGUGAUCUCAUCCCAGAAUGAGUUCCUGAGCCUGGGGAUACUACACCUGGUCACUCCCUGUUAAGUCACGAUGGAGGCGUUGGAGGCCCUCACAGGCAGUGUGGACUCUGCCUACCUGCCCCCAGCGGAGUCGGGGGAAGAGGAAGAGGAGGAGGACCAGUCCCCCCUGCUGACCGAGCAUACCCCGGCCCGAAGCCUGUACGCCGCAGCCAGGCACAAACCCCAGGACCACUACAACCUGGUCUACAUCAUCUUCUUCAUCCUUGGGGUUGGCUCACUGCUGCCCUGGAACUUCUUCAUCACAGCCAAACAUUACUGGCUGUACAAGCUGACCAACAGCUCGUCCCCCAGCCACAGCUCCGACCUGAGCAAUUACUUUGAAAGCUACCUCUCUAUAGCAUCCACUGUGCCCUCUGUUCUGUGCCUGUUGCUCAACUUCAUCUUGGUUAAUAAGGUCUCUUCUGCAGUGCGGGUGCUGAGCUCCUUGGCGGUGAUUCUGGUGAUAUUCGUGAUCACCACGGCUCUGGUCAAAGUGGACACAUCGGCAGUGAUGCAGGAGUUCUUCAUGGCCACGCUGCUGUGUGUGGCCGUGGUCAGCGGGGCCUCCAACAUCUUCACGGGCAGCCUGUUCGGAGUGAGCGGAAGAUUCCCCAUGCGCAUCUCACAGGCGCUCAUCUCUGGGCAGGCGAUGGGCGGGACUCUGUGUGCUGUCGCCUCAGUGGUGGAUCUCGCGGCAGCCGCUGAUGUCACAGACAGCGCGCUGGCGUUCUUCCUGUUGGCUGAUGUGUUCGUGGUGCUGUGUAUCGUCGUGUACCUGCUCCUGCCUCGACUUGCCUACUGUAGGUACUACAUGCAGAGCCCCGAGGAGAAAGACUCGCCCCCCUGUGGUGUCUCUGGGAAUGGUAACCCCUCCAUCCCCCCCUUGCGCCCUAUACUGCGGCGGACUGCGGUUCUGGGUCUCUGCGUCUUCUAUGUCUUCUGUGUCUCCAUCGUGGUGUUCCCGGCCAUCUCCUCUGGCAUCGAAUCCGUGCACAAGGACACGGGUAGCCCCUGGACCACCAAGUACUUUGCCCCGCUCACCAGCUUCUUUCUGUACAACGUGGCGGACUUCUGUGGGCGCCAGAUCACGGCCUGGGUCCAGGCUCCGGGGCCCAAGAGCCGGCUCCUGCCCGCCCUGGUGGCCCUUCGCACGUUCUUCGUGCCGCUCUUCAUAUUCUGCAACUACCAGCCCCGCGGCCACAUCCCCACCGUGCUGUUUGCCCAGGAUGUCUACCCCAUGGUGUUCGUCUCCCUCCUGGGCCUCUCCAAUGGCUACCUGGGCACCCUGCCUAUGAUCUACGGGCCCAAGAUGGUGCAGAAGGAGCUGGCGGAGGCGGCGGGCGUGGUCAUGUCCUUCUUCCUGACGCUCGGGCUGGCGGCCGGGUCUGCCUUUUCGGCUGUGAUUGUGCAUUAUAUAUGAUGUACAUUUUAAUGGGUGCUGUUUUAAAAAAGUAUAUAUAUAUAUUUUAUUUUCAAUAUUUUCUUAUCUCCAGCAAGUAAGAAAACCCUGUUAUGUUUGGAAAAUAUUAUCAAAAAUCUGAAUCCUUAUCUUACCUUUUUUGGUUUGGUUUUGUUUCAGUAAGAGUCUGCACACCAGGGGCGGAGUACACCAAGCAGGCGUAAAUUACGCCGUCGUUGCUACUUAAGCUUGACUUAAAAGUAAAUUCCACGGCAAGUGCACCAAAGCAAAACCAUCCCUGGUGUAGUAACGACCGUGUUGCGACCGAGGCGCAGCAGAGAAGGGAAAUUGCCAUAGUUUCAUGUGUUGGCUUCCGCAUUCUAGAAGCAAAAACGUCAAGAAAAAAAAAAACUUUACAGAGCACGAAAUACGCACACUGCUGUCCCUAUAUAAAGAGAACAAGGAAAUUCUUAAUUCUAAGCUUAACACGACAGUAAUAUUUCAUCAGAAGGAUAAAUGGUUGGCUAUUAUCUAUCCUUUGCCGAUCCCUUGGAAGGUAUAUAUAGUGACCCAUCCAUCUUUUAAAGGCAAGUACCACGCGAGGGAUCGCCCUACAAGCAGUCGUUCUGUCCACAUGGAUCAGGUUGUGAAAACAUCCACUUGCUAAAAAGCGUAAUCCUAGGAGUGUCUGUAAUUCAGCAGAUAAGGCAGCAUUCCUUUGGUUCAUAUAUUGAAGGUCAUCCCAUAUUUCAUCUAUAAGACGAAGGAGGUUCUGUCUUGGUAAUUGAUAGUGCUGAUAGAGCUCAAGCUCACCAAACAUAUCCAAUGGAUUGAGUCUGUCCCAUAGGAUUCUUUCGCAAUGCAUUGCAUGGCAGUUCAGUAAAUCAUCAAACCAAUGGACUAUUCCACCCAUUUUUGGCUUUUGCUAAACUAAAUGUUAUUUUACAAUAUUCGAAGCUGAUUUGCUUUUAAAUUGAACUUUCUGCCUCUAUCCCUAUGUUGUUAUUUGCCUGUCUACAACAGCCUUACACCUACCCGCUAGCAGGCGUGCAGUUACAACCCCUUUACAGCCUGAAUAAGUCUUACAUCUGCUUGGUGCAUUCUGCAAAAAAAUUGCGCCCAUCACUUAUGCUUGGUGCACUCCGCCUCAACAUAGUUGCAUCAGACUUGCUUUCUCUAAGCUUAGUAAGACACCACAGAACUUUACCGAAUCCAGCAAGCAGGAUGCCUACCCUGCAGUGGACCUAGCUUCUAUAUAGCGCCGUUCAUCAUCAGGAAAUAACAAACCUGGAUCGAAAUCAUUCCUGCUCUUAUUAGGAUUUUAAAUGUAGUAUUAUUGAAUUUUUCUGAAUUGUACUUCUUAUGCUUAGUAUGUUUUUUUCUUUUUCUUUUCUGAACUUGUUGUAUUCUAGUUUGGCUAUGGUACUGGUCUCCAAUGGAAAGAUAUACAUUUGAGCCUGUUCUGUUGGAUUGGGCUCACCUCUGGGAGUGAGCGGCUAUAGGUGGGUUGUUUUUAUUCACUGGCUGUUUCCCCAACGACUCUGAUUGUGAUACAGGCUGCUAACUGCAGAAUAAAACACACCCUACAGCAGCGGUUUCCAACUCCGUCCAGCUUUGUCAUUCCAGUCUGGUCCUAAAUAACUUAACUGACACCUCGUUGGUUCAGUAAACUAAUUGAGCACCUUGUGAAUCCCUACUGCAUUCAGUUUGAGAAUUAAUCUUUUAUGCGGGACUUUGUCAAAAGCUUUCUGGAAAUCUAAAUAAACCAUGUCAUAUGCUUUGCAAUUA
Molecule: messenger RNA, 3587 nt
Organism: Acipenser ruthenus (sterlet)
Lineage: Eukaryota; Metazoa; Chordata; Actinopteri; Acipenseriformes; Acipenseridae
Product: equilibrative nucleoside transporter 3-like
Exons: 8
Coding region: 432-1820 (462 amino acids)
Biological process (GO): nucleoside transmembrane transport
Cellular component (GO): plasma membrane; Golgi apparatus
Molecular function (GO): nucleoside transmembrane transporter activity
Source: RefSeq, a predicted model, not a curated record